GUCAGUUGAACAUAGUGAUGGUCAGAGUGUCCUAACAGACUCACUGUGGAGGCGGUGUAGUGCAUUUGAGUGGUUGAGAAACUACCUUUUAGUUUACUAUCCACAUAUUGUUGUGCCACCUCUACCAGAAAAAAGGGCAGAAUUCGUUUGGCAUAAACUCUCUGCUGACAACAUGGACCCGGAUUUUGUGGAAAGACUACGAAUUGGUUUAGAAAAUUUCCUCUUGAGACUUGCUUCACAUCCCAUCCUUUGUAGAGACAAAAUCUUCUAUUUGUUUUUAACACAGGAAGGCAACUGGAAAGAGACAGUAAAUGAAACUGGAUUUCAGCUGAAG
Rangifer tarandus platyrhynchus (Svalbard reindeer) is the source of this 334-nucleotide messenger RNA. NCBI's taxonomy places the organism in Eukaryota, Metazoa, Chordata, Mammalia, Artiodactyla, Cervidae. The record is from the annotation of a GenBank genome assembly.